UAAUAGGUACUCAUAGUCGCCGCUUCGCUGGUAGCAGCUAAUGCACAGCAUCACGGUCAAAGUCACGGUCACGCCAUUUCUUCUCAAUCAAUCAUCCGACAUGACAUCUCCCACGAUCAACAUAACUACCAUAACAUCCAAGCUGCUCCCAUAGUUCACCACGCUGCUCCCAUAGUUCAACAUGUUGCUCCCGUCAUCCACCACGCUGCUCCCAUUGUUCAACACGUAGCACCAGUCGUUCACCACGCUCCCGUCUACCACAGUGAACAUCACGAUUCUCAGGAUCACCAAGAUUAUUACGCUCACCCCAAAUACGAGUUCAACUACCAAGUAGCUGAUCAACACACUGGUGACAUCAAGUCUCAGCACGAAGCUCGUGACGGCGACCACGUCACAGGCUCCUACAGCCUGCACCAGCCCGAUGGUGCCGUACGCACCGUGCACUACAACGCUGACAAGCACAGCGGGUUCAACGCUCAAGUAGAUUACUCCGGUCACUCACAACACGUACAGCCAGCACAUCAUGUUCCUCAAUAUCACCACUAAUUUAUGUAAUCUCAUUUAUAUUAUUAGCAUUAAGAAAUAAACGAAAGAACAUUA
Molecule: messenger RNA, 600 nt
Organism: Melitaea cinxia (Glanville fritillary)
Lineage: Eukaryota; Metazoa; Arthropoda; Insecta; Lepidoptera; Nymphalidae
Product: cuticle protein 8-like
Exons: 2
Cellular component (GO): extracellular matrix
Source: RefSeq, a predicted model, not a curated record